Messenger RNA from Pteropus alecto (black flying fox), 2406 nucleotides. It is a transcript of the gene OGN, whose product is annotated as osteoglycin. Gene Ontology annotation, molecular function: protein binding. The record is from RefSeq and is a predicted model, not a curated record. Lineage: Eukaryota; Metazoa; Chordata; Mammalia; Chiroptera; Pteropodidae.
UUAAAAGAUUAAAUUUAAUAUUAAAUAUUCAUAGUUUCCUUCAUUUAGCAAAGAAAUUUUUUAUUAUCAAACCCCAAAGAAUAAAUCAAGUUUACUUUUUAAAAGCUGAUUCUGACCCUUGAGUUAUUUUAUAUGCAACUAAAAUAAAGGAGAGGAUACCCUAAAUGACUAAACUAUAAAAUAACUUGUGCUAAAACUAAUUUUUACAUUUUACAUUUCUUGGCUAUAUACUAACUGUAGUACUAGAACAAUAUUCUUACUUCUCAAAAAUGAAGAUAAUAGACUGUGCUUUGGUUUGGCGUUUUAUUUCAUUCAAAAAGCAGAUGUUUUAUGUCCUGGGAAAGCAUUAAAAUGAAAAGCAUGAUUUUAUAACUAUGUCAUCUUCAUAAACUAAUAUUCACAAAAACAUUAGUCUUUAUUUUACAAGGUACAAAUAACACGAACUUAAGUAUUUAGUAGAAGCAGACUAAAUACAACAGCUACAAAUAUUUUAAGUACAGUUCUCUACUACAACACACUACAUUUCACCCUAGAGAAAGAAUGUUGGCAAAGAUCUCUACCACAUGGAAACUGCUUUUAAAGCCGUUGGGCCCUGAAAUUCUAUUCAGCAGUUUGAAAUAUCGCAGCUUUCCUCAUUCACCCUCCCACUUGGGGCUUAUGCACAAGCAUGAACAUCUAUUGAGGAAAACCACAAAAAACUUCAAAAUAGCUACAACGACUCUGCAGUCUACACUUCUCCUGUUACUGUUUGUGCCUCUGAUAAAGCCAGCACCACCAACACAGCAGAACUUACGCAUCAUCUAUGAUUAUGGAACAGAUAAUUCUGAAGAAACUUUAUUUACCCAAGAUUAUGAGGAUAAAUACCUGGAUGUGAAAAAUAUUAAGGAAAAAGAAGCUAUGAUAAGACUUGAUGAGAAAAGUCAUCAGUUACAAAAGGAUGAGAGUUUCACACCAUUACCCCCCAAGAAAGAAAAUGAUGAAAUGCCCACAUGCCUGUUGUGUGUAUGUUUAAGUGGUUCUGUAUACUGUGAAGAAGUUGACAUUGAUGCUGUACCACCCUUGCCAAAGGAAUCAGCGUAUCUUUAUGCACGAUUCAACAAAAUUAAAAAGCUGACUGCCAAAGAUUUUGCAGAAAUACCUAACUUAAGAAGACUCGAUUUUACUGGGAAUUUGAUUGAAGAUAUAGAAGACAGUACUUUUUCAAAACUUUCUCUGUUAGAAGAACUUACACUAGCUGAAAAUCAACUACUGAAACUUCCAGUUCUUCCUCCCAAGCUUACUUUAUUUAAUGCAAAAUACAACAAAAUCAAGAGUAGAGGAAUCAAAGCAAAUACAUUCAAAAAACUGAGUAAUCUAUCCUUCCUCUACUUGGACCACAAUGCACUGGAAUCUGUGCCUCUUAAUUUACCAGAAAGUCUACGUGUAAUUCAUCUUCAGUUUAACAACAUAACUUCAAUUACAGAUGAUACAUUCUGCAAGGCUAAUGACAUCCGUUAUAUUCGAGACCGCGUUGAAGAGAUACGCUUGGAGGGAAAUCCCAUCGUCCUGGGAAAACAUCCCAAUAGUUUUAUCUGCUUAAAAAGAUUACCUGUAGGGUCAUAUUUUUAACCACUAUCAAUGUGGCAUAUAAACUAAAGUACACACAUACUUAUAAUCUGUCUCAAUAAUGUCUACAAGAGCAUAUUUAAUAUUAAUUUUGUAUCCCACUAUGAAGGAAUUCUAUGUUUUAUGCAAGGAUUUUGAAAAAGCUUACAUAUAAACAAGCAAAAAGUAAAACUGAAUCUCUAAGUUCGAAACAAAGUAAUGUGAAAAUAUUUAAACAGUAUUACAAAAUUCUUGUAGUUGGUAGUAAAGUGCCAUUUGAAAGGUAUGCUUUUUUAUAUAAAUAUCCAAAUUUAAGAAGCAUUCUUUCUAUUACUAAUGAAGUGAGAAGUUCAAGACUUUAAACUGUUUGUCCUUUCUGGCCUUUACUGGAUCUCAAAAGCAUUUAAGGCUGACGUUCCGAAAACUUUGAAAAGCUAAAUAUUUCCAGUGAUAUCCCAUUUUUCUUUUAUGAUUCAUACAUUGUUCAUUAUGAAGUAGAAACUCUGUUUCCUUUCUAUUAAGGCAGCUAUUAUAUUUUUACUUAGCCUGAAAUAGGGCAUAGCUUUAUAUCUAGGCAAAAUUUUCCAAAUAAAGCAUAAUUUUACUCCCUGAUAAACAGCUAAUAUAGUAAUGUUCAACUUAUUCUGCUUUGUACUCACACAGUUAAAGGCUUUAGUAAAGUAGUACAAAAUUUUAUUUUAUCUUAAUAUUAACAUUCAAAAUCUAGUAUAAAACAUUUUAAGAAAUCAAGCAGAACAAAAUCAGUAUGCUUAUAAAAAAAAAACUUGAAAGUCUAUCCCAUUUCUCGGAAAAUAGCCAUAA